This is a messenger RNA of Gongylonema pulchrum, 429 nucleotides long. Lineage: Eukaryota; Metazoa; Nematoda; Chromadorea; Rhabditida; Gongylonematidae. The record is from the annotation of a GenBank genome assembly.
AAAUAUGAGGAAAAUUGGUAUGAAGAUCCGGCAUACAUGGUUCUUUUUGUUUGCAGAUGGGUGCUGUUCAUAUUGUUCUGGGUGCUUUGGAUUUUGAUGUUCCUGGCUGCCAUUCUUCUGGUUGUAUUCAGUCCACGAUGUGCACCCAAAGUAUUGCCGCACUGGUGGCAAAAUGCCAUUGCUUAUCAAGUUUGGACACCAUCGUUCCAAGAUUCGGAUGGAAACGGUGUUGGUGAUUUCAUCGGUCUAACCAAUCGCUUGGAGAAUUUGCGACGACUUGGUGUUCAAGCUGUCUGGCCCAAUCCGUUCCUGCUUUCCGAUGGUUUCAGCGAUGCAAUUCGUGAUCAUUUGGCGGUCGACUCAAAACUCGGUGUUAAUGAUGAUGCCAACAAACUGAUCGAAGCUGUUCAUGACAAAGGUGCGUCGUAA